This is a messenger RNA of Lactuca sativa (garden lettuce), 5920 nucleotides long. RefSeq lists its product as uncharacterized. Lineage: Eukaryota; Viridiplantae; Streptophyta; Magnoliopsida; Asterales; Asteraceae. Gene Ontology annotation, molecular function: ADP binding. The record is from RefSeq and is a predicted model, not a curated record.
AUGGAAAAUUAUGUCCCCCACUCACCCAAAUAAUUGAGGCAGUGUAAUAUAUAGCUGUUCAAUCAGUGGUCUUCUUCUACACCAUUAGAAUUUUUGCAAAGUAGCACCAGCAGCAACAUUGCAAGCAUACGCACAGUCUCAUAGAACAGAGCCAGGUCUCACAAAAAGCUAGAACAAAAAAAAAUGGCGUUUAUACUUGAAAUCAUUGCUGGUCCAAUUGUUGAAUGUUUGCUGCCUCCUGUCAAGAAAAAUCUGGGUUAUCUUUUUUCCUCCACAAAACAUGUGAGGAACAUGAGUGCUAAAAUGAACCAACUGGAUGUUAUAAGCAUUGAUGUCAAAAAUCACAGGGACGCAAACAAUAUAAAGAAUCUAGAGAUACCUGAGCGUGUACCGGGUUGGUUGGAAGAGGUUGAACAGAUUAGAAAAGAUGCUCAAAGCAUUUCAAGUACUGAGAGUGGAUGUUUUAACAUAAUAAUGAGGUACCGAGCAGGAAGGAAGGCAUGUAAGACUACUGAGGCGAUCGAAAGUCUUAUUACGGAAAAACUUCAAAUGAGCUGGAGUGAUGCUCAAAAACCUCUUGGGAGAGUGCAUUCUAAAAUCGCAUCUUCGGAUGGUGAUGCCCAAAAUCACUUCAAAUCAAGAGAGAAGCCUUUUAAGGAUGCGCUCGGGUUCCUUCAACAAAAUCAGAUGAUAGCCCUAUGUGGAAUGGGUGGUGUGGGAAAAACGACCAUGAUGGAACAGCUGAAAAAGCAUCUGGAAGGUGAGAAAAAGUUUGAUUUGUUUCUAAAGGUGGUUAUUGGGAAAAAAGAAGCGUCUGCUAUUCAGCAAGCUUUGGCAGAAUGCGUAAGUCUAUCUCUAACUGAAACAGAUCCAACAAGAAGGGCAGAACGUCUUGGUAUAGCAUUUACAGAGCUGGUAAAACAAAACAAAAAGGUUUUAGUGAUAUUAGAUGAUGUAUGGGAGUCGAUCGAUCUCAAAGAUAUUGGACUAAGUCCUUUUCCCAACAGCUUCAAGUUAUUGCUGACAUCACGAAAGGAAAAUACUUGCAAGCAAAUUGCAGAAAAAUGUAAUUUUGAUUUGAAAGUAGUUAGAGUGGAACUCAUGGAGGAGCUAGAAGCACAAAAUUUCUUUUGGAAAAUCAUAGGAGUCGCAAAACAAAAUGAUCGGGAGCUCAAUCAAAUUGGAACAGAGAUUGUGAGAGAAUGUGGGUGUUUGCCCCUUGCCAUUAAUCUCGUUGCCAGUCGUCUUAAGUUUGAAGAAAAGGCUGCAUGGAGAGAUACACUCCGCCGUUUUCAGAAUAAAAAUCUUGAUUAUGUGCAAGAAAGUGUUAAGAUAAGCUAUGACUAUAUAAAAGAGGAUGAGGAAAAAGAGAUCUUUCUUCUUUGUGGUUUGUUUCCCGAUGACUUUAAUAUUCCAAUCGAGGAACUCACAAGACAUGCAUGGGGCCUACGGUUGUUAAAUGGAGUUUCUACUUUGGGAGAGGCUAGAGACAGGACAGAGACGUGUGUGCAGAGUCUCAAAAAAGCAAAUUUGUUGAUGGAAUGCGAUGAUGAUGGGUGUGUCAGAAUGCAUGAUCUUGUGCUCGAUUUUGUUGUAGGUAGAGUUUCUAAGGGUGACCAUCCAUGGAUAAUCAACCAUGGUGAUAAUUCAAAGUGGACUAGUGCUGGAACCAGUGAGUCUUGUAACAGAAUUUCUAUUACUUGCACGGGUAUGUCUGAGUUUUCUAGUGAGUCUAAGUACCCAAACGUAUCACUUUUGAGACUUAUGGAUGGAGAUAAGUCGCUUAUGUUUCCUGAAGAUUUUUAUGAAAGAAUGGAAAAUCUUGAAGUUAUAGCGUACGAAAAAAUGCAGUAUCCGUUGCUCCCCAGAUCACUUCAGUGCUCCACCAAGCUUCGGACACUCGUCUUCCAUCGAUGCACAUUGAUGCUUGAUUGCUCUGUUAUUGGUGAACUCUUGAAUUUGGAAGUGCUCAGUUUUGCUUAUUGUGGCAUCAGAAAGUUACCAUCCACAAUCGGAAAGUUGAAGAAGCUAAAGCUACUGGAUUUGACGGGCUGUGUCAAUCUUCGUAUUGAUGAUGGUGUUUUGAAAGAUUUGGUCAAUCUUGAAGAGUUUUAUAUGAGAGUUGCUGAUGAAAAGGCAAUUAGGUUCACAGACAGUAAUCAUGCUGAAUUAGCAAAACUUUCAGAGCACCUUUCUGCAUUAGAAGUUGAGUUCUUUGACAACGGUACACCCGAGAAUAUGCUGUUUACUAAACUCAAAAGGUUCAGGAUCUCUAUGGGAUGUGGUUUAGGAGACAAUCCUGGAUUAAAGAUGCACUCAUUUGAAAACACGUUGAUGUUGGUCACUAACAAAGAUGAGCUAUUGGAAUCUAGAUUGAAUGAGUUGUUUGUGAAAACAGAGGUGCUUUAUCUAGAAGUGGAUGGUAUGGAUGAUUUUCAUCAACAGUCGUUUAAUAAUCUAAGAGUCCUUGAUGUCUUCAAGUGUGCAAACUUGAGAUUCCUCUUCACAGUCCCUAUUGCAAAUGGUUUGAUGAACCUUGAACGCCUCACAGUUUCACAGUGCCCUGUUCUGGAAGUACUUGCACAUAGUGAGAAUGGUGGAGAUGGGGCAAUUAGGUUUCAGGGGCUAAAGUUUCUAUCAUUGAAGAUGCUACCAGAGUUGAUAGGUCUUUGCAACACUGCUAAUGUAAUUGAGCUACCACAGCUGGUGGAGUUGAAACUUGAUGGCCUUCCUAAUUUCAGUAGCAUUUAUCCUGAGAAAACAUCUGCAACAUCUUCUAUGUCCAGUAAUGUCUCUGCAAUUCAACCUUUCUUCAACAAAGGGGUGUUGAUUCCUAUGCUGGAGAAAUUGGAGAUUUUGAGGAUGGAUAAGCUGAAAGAGAUAUGGCCUUAUCAAUUUAGUAGUAGUGACGAAGUUAAUGCCUGCAUGUUGAGAGAGAUUAGAGUGAGGGAAUGUGAUAAUCUUGUGAAUCUGUUUCCAACCAAUCCCAUGUCUUUGCUGGGUCGUCUGGAAAAGCUGGAUGUUUCUAAUUGUGGAAGCAUUGAAUUGUUAUUUAACAUCGACAUGAGUUGUGUUGGUGAAAUUGAAGAGUACAGUAGCAACUUGAGACUCAUUAAAGUACAUAAUUUGGGGAAGCUAAGAGAGUUGUGGAGGAUGAAAGGUGAAAGUAGCUCUGAUAUCCUCAUCCGUAGCUUUCAAGCUGUUGAAAGUAUACAAAUAUACAAUUGUGAGAGGUUUGUAAACGUAUUCACACCGACCGUCACCAAUUCUGAUGUGAGGACACUUAUGAAUGUGAGUAUAGAUGGUAUGAGACCUUGGGAAGAAACCGGGAGUAACAUUGAAUUGGUUCAGAACAGCCGGGAGAUUAAUGUUAUAUCCAAGGCAGAGAUCAUUUCAGUGGUGGAUGGUAAUAUUCCUGACGUUGAAUCCUCAAUUCAUCCCAAACCUUUUCACGUUAAUCACCUUCAAACACUUUGGUUAAAUGGAGGCUGUAAGGAUGUUGAAGUGGUGUUUGAGAUAGAGAGUUCCAGUAGCAACAGCAGCAGCAGCACAGAUUUCACAACAACUCUGCAUAAAUAUAAUCAUCAACCACCACCACUACUACUUCCCCACCUCAAGGAAUUAUAUUUAUAUGAUAUGGAGAGGAUGAGUGAUGUGUGGAAGUGCAAUUGGAAGAAACUUGUAAUUCCUCAAAACCAAUCACAAUCCUACUCAUUCCACAACCUCACAACCAUACAAAUAUGGAAUUGCAAAAGCAUAAAGUACUUAUUUUCACCUGUCAUGGGCAAACUUCUUCCCAACUUAAAGGAGGUCUGGAUAGAACGUUGUGCUGGUAUUGAAGAAGUUGUUUCAAAAAGAGAUAUUAAUGAUGAAAAUGAAGAAAUAAUAUCUUCUACUCACACAAACACCAUCUCCUCCUUCCCUCUUCUUGAUCAACUCAUCCUCAGUUCUCUGCCAAGCGUAAAGAGCAUCGAUGGCAGUACUACAAUCACAACUACUUCCAUCCAUGAUCAGUUCCAGUGUUCUCAAGUCGGUGUUGCUUCUUGGUUCUUAUGUCAAUACUCCAAAAAGAUUGAUAUAGUGGAGUGUCCUGCCCUAUCAAGAGUGUUUCCAUCCAAUGUAGUGGGACAACUGAAUAAGCUUGAAGAGUUGAUAAUAGUAGAAUGUAAGUCAAUGGUGGAGAUAUUUGAAAGUAAAGAAAUAAACAAAGAUGGUGUUGAUAGUACUACGAAUGUUGGUGAUGGAAGUGAUGAUACUUGUACUGCAAUCACCAUCCCAAGGUCUGCAAAUAUGACUCUGCUUCAAUUGCCCAACCUGACGAUAUUGGAAAUAGAAAGAUGUGAAGUAUUGGAAUAUAUAAUCACAAGUUCCACACUUGAAAGCCUCAAGCAACUCAAAGAACUGACUGUAAAACAAUGCAAGGCAAUGAAAGUGAUUGUGAAGGAAGACACAGAGCACACAGAAAAAUCUAAAUCUAUUAUAGUCUUCCCACAUCUCAAGUCCCUUACACUUGUAGAUUUACCAGAUCUCAAGGGUUUCUUCUUGGGGACGAAUGAGUUCAGGUGGAAAGCAUUGGAAAAGGUUAAGAUUUAUGGCUGCCCACAAAUGAUGACUUUCACAUCUGGUCACUCCAUGACUCCGAAGCUCAACUACAUACAUACAGAAUUAGGCAAGCAUAGUCUUGAUCAAUAUGGCCUCAACUUCCGUUUGACCAAUGCUACACAUGAGGAUGAGACUCAACUCCCUAUGUGCUCUACUCCAGAUAUGAUAAAGCUAGUUCAGUUCCCGUGGUCUUUUUCAAAUUUAGUUGAAGUAGAUGCACAAUGGAAUGGCAAAUUGUUGGAAAGCCGCGUGAUUUUUCCAUGCAAGGAGUUGCUUAAUUUGAAGAAUCUUGAAAAGCUUUCUAUUACCAAUGCAUAUGAAUCUGUAGCAGAGGAGGUAUUUGAAGUAGCAGAAGGGACAAAUGAAGAUGUGGAUAUUGAAACACAAUCUGUUGUGGUAUUUGAGAAGCUAAAAGAGGUGGCUCUGGAUGGACUACGUAACCUGAAACAUAUGUGGAAGAGCAAUCGGUGGAUAGUGUUGAACUUUCCAAACCUUACAAAGGUCUCAAUUAAAAGAUGUCGAUUUCUUGGACAUGUUUUCACUAGUUGCAUGGUUGGUAGUCUAUUGCAGCUCCAAGAGCUAAAAAUAAGUAACUGCGAGAGUAUGGAUGUGAUUGUGAAGCAAGUUGAAGAUUCCGAAACCAGACCGACUACUGAGGUUGUGUUCCCUUGUCUAAAAUCCAUAACACUUCACAACCUUCCAAAUCUCAUGGGAUUUUGCCUGGGGAAGGAGGCUUUUGAAUGGCCAUCAUUAGAUACUUUGAAAAUCAAAUAUUGUCCAAAAAUAACAGUUUUCACAAAUGGGCAAUCAACUACUCCAGAGCUAAAGUUAAUAGAUACAACUUUUGGAUUGUGUCAUGUAACAGAAGACCCCAACUCUUUUAUAAAGACCUAUCAACAAGAGGGAUGGGAGUUCUAGAGGAACAUUUGAAUUCACAUGUGCAGUUUGGCUCAUUUUGAAGUCAGCUAUAUAUAUAUAUAUAUAUAUAUAUAUAUAUAUAUAUAUAUAGCAUAAUAGGCAUCUUCUGAUUUCAAACAGCCCCGCCACCACCUUAUGUCCCUCAGUACCCCCUGGAACUUGUAUCUUGUGGUGGCUGGCGGUUGUUUCUGGUGGUGGAUUUGGCCAGAGAAAUUUCCAUGUGUAACCUUUUUUUCCAUGUGUACAUACUUAAAGAAAAAUUAUCUGUUUUCAAAAGAAAAACAAAAACUUGGUUGCCUUCUUGAUGAAUUAUAUUUUGUCCUUCACUCACAACUUUACCCUGUAAAUAACAUAAACAUACUUUUCUUUACUAUAUUUUAAUCCCCUGUUUUAGGAUAAA